This is a messenger RNA of Microsporum canis CBS 113480, 1791 nucleotides long. RefSeq lists its product as hypothetical. The transcript has 2 exons. Gene Ontology annotation, cellular component: site of double-strand break. The coding region runs from base 1 to 1791 and encodes 596 amino acids. Lineage: Eukaryota; Fungi; Ascomycota; Eurotiomycetes; Onygenales; Arthrodermataceae. The record is from RefSeq and is a predicted model, not a curated record.
AUGCCAGAAGGCUCGGGGAUGGAGGGAGCAGGCGGUGCGCCGCAGCCUCCCCCGCGCGAAUCUACUCCCCUGGGCUUCAGAGACCCAGUGAAGAACCGAGAGGAUGCGCAGAAACCGUCGCCAGAGACGCCGCAGCGGGCCAGCCGGCCUCAUCUGGGGCUCUCGCUGCACAUGCCACAGCCGUUUAGCCCAAAGAACGGUCCUCCGGCUGCUCGUAUACCGCUGUCACCGAAGCUGGACUCUUCACACUCGUUCGGUUCACCGGGCUCUGUGCUGCCGCGCCGUUCUCGAGGGCUGGACUUCUCGCGCGCUUGCACCAACCUACACCAUUCCACGCUGGCGGAGUCCUCUCCCGACUCGUCACCGGUCGUCAGUGGCAGGGGGAUUGCCAUCCCCCAGCGUCGUGGUACCACCGGCAGCAGCGCGGGGUUGGUCGGCUCCCCCAGCAACUCGCACCACCAUUGCCUCACCUCAAGCGUGAGCGGCCAUGUCGAGAGAGCUGUUGUGUCAAGCUCCGUGAGUAGUGUGAACAUGAUCGACUCGGACUCGUCGAGCACGGAUGAAGAGGACGAGGACGGUUCCGUGCAUGGGUUUGACCGCGGUGACCCAGCUGCGAUGAACCCCCAGGCAAAGAAACAACAGCCCAGUCUGGGGCUGUCCGCUCCCUUCUCGCCGAACUUGACUCCCGCAUCAGGCGCAGACUGGAUAUCGGGGUUCUCAGCCGCAAAGGCAAGCCUGAUGAACUUCCAACGAGCGAGGUACCGUAACGGCCGGAAGAGACACAGUUCGUCCAGUGCAAGCGGUGCCAGCCCCAGACUGCUCUCUACGUCUCGGUCUCCACCAGCAGAGAAGGCCUUUGAUGGUGGCGCAGGGAGCUACCUGUCGCAGACCCUGGCUUCGCGGGAGGUCAAGUCGAAACUAGAUGAGCUAUCCCACGUUCCCUCUGACUUUCACCUUUCCGACGGGAGUGACGAUGUAGACGGCGCGAAACAGGCCGGUAUCAGCACUCCGUCCAGCGGCUCCCUUGCUGGAGGCUCGAAUUCCGAGUCUAGUCGCCGAGGCGUCAUUCGACGGCCGGUGACUAGGCGGGGAAAUCUUUUGCCUAAACCUAAAAAUUUUGCCCGAAUAAGGGCCACCUUGUUUGAAGAGUGCGCCCCCGUAGAGAGUGAUACUAAGAAAGAAGCAGAGGUCGUUCGCCAGGUGCGAGAAAACGACGCCUCUGUUGCUCCGCAGACGCAGUCUAUCUUACCCAGUGCAUUGGAGAUCAAGGACUUUGCGACCACUGGCCUUGGCCCCCAUGAAAUAUGCCCGAGACCACCCUCCAGUUUCAGUCGACAGGUAUCGCGCAACUCCGGAGGGAUCGACUUUUGGAAUUCUUUUGACGGACGAUACAAAACUCCACCACCACUCUCAGCCGGCGACUCGGCCAUGGCUUCUCCGGGCAUGGAGAGUGGCCUACCAAGCCGGCAAUGCAAGGAUAUAGACGUCGAGCCGGAAGUGUUCCCCAAGUUCAACAAACGACGACGUGGAGACGACUUCGACCUGGCCUCUUUCAAGCGUCGGGCCGUCUCUCCAGGGCCCAGCAUCCACAGUAGCCCGGUUCAAGGGCAUGCGGGUGCUGGUACAGAGGCCAGCCGGGUUGGCCAUCUAUCAAAGGCCAUCUUGUUCCCAGGCAGCCAUCCCAGCGAGACCAGCUCCAAUACCAACACCAGCUCUGGGCCAGUAAAGCGAGUCGGCCUCCAGGGCAUGACCGAGACCAGUGACGGCUUUAUGAAGAUGACCAUCGACUGA